Sabethes cyaneus is the source of this 15288-nucleotide messenger RNA. It is a transcript of the gene Bicra, whose product is annotated as mucin-5AC. The transcript is spliced from 9 exons. Gene Ontology annotation, cellular component: SWI/SNF complex. The record is from RefSeq and is a predicted model, not a curated record. Lineage: Eukaryota; Metazoa; Arthropoda; Insecta; Diptera; Culicidae. Gene Ontology annotation, biological process: positive regulation of DNA-templated transcription. The coding region runs from base 1003 to 10617 and encodes 3204 amino acids.
UGGUUUGGUUCCGAGCAGUACUCGUAGUUUAAUCGGUAAAUUUACCCUGUAAUCUAGUGUUCCAACAAUCGAAUGUCUGUGCGGUAUGUAGUUAAGUAUCCCGGGCGUGUGAUGCGGCUCGAGUUGAUCAGUUUAGUGUGCCGGAAGUAAUCGAAAAAUACGCUGAAAAAGUGAGCCUUCGUAUCAUCUUUUGUCGUAGUGGUAGAGCACCGAGUUCUCUUAAUUUUUUCGUAUGUGAAAAGAAAAAGCAUCGCAGCUUCAUUCAGUGAGAAAGUGGUGCGUGAAAUCACCGUGAGACGGUGAGCAGGUGAGCGAGUAUGUGCCAAUGAAAAUGCAGCCAUCAGUGUGAGAAUAUUGUGCAGUGAUUGGUGAGAUCUCUCUGGCUGGUUAUUUUCUACUAUCAUUACUACACUACUACAAAUACCGUUGGUGCUAUUUGGAAAUGUGUGCGGUGCCAGGAAAAGGAAAAUGAAAUUACAUUCAUUGAAUAGCGGUGUAGACAAAAAAAGAUUUGCGGUACAUUAGAUGCACUGCAUGAACAACUCUGGCAGCACUGUGCACAACUAACUGUGCAAAUUGAGCCCGGAAUAUCAUUACCGCAAGCAUCGGCAAUAUCAACAGAACCGAAUACGUGUAAAAAUAUGUAAAAAUCAGUGUGCAUUCAUAAGAUAAUAAGCUCGAAUUCUCUGCUAAGUGUGAGUGUCUAUGUUUGUAAUCGAAAAGUAGUCUAUCUAAGCAUGUACCUAUGUGAAUAAUCGAACGUGAAAUGAAAUUCAAAAUCGUGAAUAAAAAUUCGAUUUUUAUGCAUUGACCGGUACCGGACGAUGUGCAGCAGCUCGGGUCCUAGCUGCAGUCUGCAGGCAAAGUGAAAAGCCUUUCCGGGGCGCAACUCUAGCAGCAGCAGCAGUAUCCUGUAGUAGGCAUUUCCUAUUCUCCCCGGAGUCAGCCGGAGGCCGUCGCACUUUUGCGUCCGCCUUGGCCGACAUCCGUCUUGGUACGCCAAUGAAUCGUCGGCAAUCGUUGGACAAGCCAGGUAUUCUGUCUCCUCCGGGUCCAUUUCUAACACCAAGUCCAUCACCAUCGAUACCAGCGAGCCCACGACUGCAGCCUUCGCCGUCACAGUCACCGUUUCAGCAGCAACAAGCACAGGAUGUCUUGCUGGUAACUAACAGUAGCAUCAGCCACGUGACUCAGGAGCAAGAUCGAAAAAUUGGAAUCACCAAUCGACGUCAAUCGUUUAACCAACAAUCUCAACAACAACAACAACAGCUCAGUAAUAAUAGUCCGAAUGCAGGCACGGUUGUGUACCGGCCAAGUCCGACACAGUCACCGGCCGGGGCGGCUACUUACAGUAUCACUACCAUACCUGGCAAUGAGUUUAAUACGACACUAGUGGGUUCCAAUAACAUCUCAUUGAACAAGAAGGGCCGCAAAUCCUCUUCGGCAACUGUGAUACAUCAGCCGCAGUUACUUCAGUCUCCCCAACAACAACAACAACAGCAGCAUACCUUUAUUCAAUCCCAUGUUUCUCAUGGUCAUGGGACUACAAUCGGCACUCCGGUUUGUAGCCCGAAAGCGGCGAAAAAAGCUCUGCAGCAACAUAUCCAACAGCAUCAACAACAGCAGCAGCUUCAGCAAAACCAACAGCAACAUCAACCGCAAACAGUAUCCUUUGUUGGAAGUCCAAUCGCCAGCCCGAGCCCGAUUGCGAGUCCCAACGGAGGUCAAAUUCUGGUCACCACUAGCAGUCACGGUGGUUUGGGCGGCAGUAUUAUCGUUGGCAGUGCAAAUCAUUCAACUUCCCAAGCUACUGCUGGGCAUCCAUGCUCAGGAGUAUCGGCUACUGGGGCUGCCCAGCUAAGGCCUCCCACGCCACAACCUAUUAUGCAGCAAUAUCCUGUAAUGGGCGCCGGCAAUCAAAUAGUGCAAAUAUUUCAAGGUUCUCAAUUUAUUACUCAGCAUCCAUCAGUGUCGCAGCAGCAGCAAGCGUCUAUUCAGGGACAAUCCCAACAACUGCAAAACCGUCAAUCGAUCAUAUCGCAUUCGCCCCAACCCCAGACGCUUAACAAUCAGCCUACGACGCCCCAGCACCAUCAGCAGACGCAGCAGCAACAGUUCAUUCAGCAAAUCAUAACGUCCUCUCCGUCUUCUGGAUCAGCAUCGUCUUCACCAGCGUCUAUGUCAGUUGCAGGAGGAACGGUCAUCAUAGGUGGUGGAGGUGGAGUGAUAGGUGGAGGACACAGCCAAAAGCACCAGAAAGGUCCACAACAAAUUUUGCCAAAACCAGUUACACCGUCGGUAUCCCCGUCGCCGGGUUCUGCCCAUCAAAGUCCGCAGCAACAGCUACAAGUUAGUUAUAAUCCUACCUCUCUCAGUUACAGCGGAAGCAAAACAGUCAUGAGUCAACCCAAGACUUCGAUGGCAACGGUAAUGACCCACAUGCCGGCACAACUUCACGUCUCACAGACUACUAGUGGGGGGCAGUAUUUAACCCAAUCAACUGCACAUCAAGCUCAACAACCACAAACCACAGCAACUACCCAACAGCCGCAAUUGGUAGCAACACCGCAAACCACACCCACUGGGACUCAUACGCCAACUCCUCAGAAUGGGAGCUCCAUAAUCCUGCCGGCGGGUAAUUUGAACGCACAACCUUUGCUGCUCAACCAAAUGCCCGUUAUUGUACAUCCAAAUACACCUCAAGGCGUUCAGCUUAUUCUGCGACCGCCCGCCCCGCAGAUAGCCACUCCCAGUUUGGUGAUCCACAAUACCAGACCUCAACUGCAACAACCACAACCCCAACAAGUGCUGCGAAUACUGAAUACAAAUGGAGCGAUGCAAUUGGCAGCAGCUCCGACGUUUAUCGUUUCCUCUCAAGGGAAUUUGGUGCAGCAAAAUAUACCUGGACUGAAAACAAGUCAGGGGGUUCCCUUGACCCAAAUUCAGGGUUUGUCCGGUCAAAGACAACCGCAGCAGCUAGCGGCAGCUAUUAAUCAGCAUUUGCUCAGUCAAGGAGUAGCUCAAAUUCAGAACCUCCAAUUGAACGGGAAUCUGACACAAAUCCAAGUGCCAAAUGGACUCAAUGGACAAUUGCUGACAUCCUUGCCAACUCAAUUUCAGCAGGGUGUGGGUAGUUUUAGUUUACAGAACCAGAAUAUAAAUCUAAACCAGAUUGGCAGUGCAAACUUUUCGCAAUUAGCGGCAGCUGCGGCUGCAAGUGGGACCACCUUUACAUCGCCGCCACCUCCGACUCAGGUAACGCAAUCUUCUUCGGGUCAAGCCGGCGAAAUAGUGAUGAGUGGUGCGAACAUUCAAUUCACAACAACUGCACAACCAGGAGGAACGAUAACUGCAGCUGUGAAUACCAACCAAGCACACCAAGCUGCACAGGGACAAAUAAUCACUGGCUCGUCCUUGGACAGUCAGUUGCAAACUACGCAAAUCAUUUCGUCUUCUGCUCAGGAACCGAUUCGACAACCCACACCGAUUAUUACAACACAGAUACCUUCUCAACAGCAACAGCAGCACCAACAGCAGCAGCAGCAACAUUUUUUCACCGGAAAUACCAUAGCACCGCAGGUCCCGGUUCAAAUUCAGCAACCACAGCAUCAACUGUUGCCAAAAUUCGAACCGGAGAAACCGAAGAAAGAACGCAAAAGUAAGAAAAAGAAAGUCACGCAACCUCCGAUUGCAACUGCCGCUCCAAUCAUUGUGACUCCCAGUGUACCAGUGACAAGCCAAGUUUCAAUUCCGUCUGUACCCGCUCCCACAGCAUACACCGAACCAGUGUCUUCACCUCCUACGUCGCCUACAUACAGCAAUACCCACACUGCAACCGGAAAGUUAGAUUUAGCUAAUUUAAUGAAAAUUUCCGGGAUUGGUAUCGAGGACGACGAUUUCAUGGAUACCGAUGAAUCGCCAUCGAAUCUACAGCCACCACCUUUAGUGCAGGCAAGUUCAGACUAUGCCAAUGUUGUAAUGCAGCAAAAUGAACCGGCGCCAAAAGAGCUUAUGUCUCCACCAGCGGCACCGUCUGCUUCUGCAGCAACCACAGACAUUAUGAUCACAAUUCCGGCCAGUGUCGCUGGUGGAUCAAACAUGGAUUUUCCUUACACAAUCUCAAUUCCUACCUCCGGCCUGGAAGGACAAGAUGCACAAGUUAAGGUCUCAGCGUCCAGUGAUGUCAUGGCAACUAAGCCUUUGGCGCCUCAUCACCCUCCGCAGCAGCAAGCACAACAUCAACAGCCUCCCCAAGAACCACCUCCGUUUAUGAUCACCAUCGAUUCAUCCGGUGAUCCAAACUCGGCCCAGCCGUACACGAUCUCAAUACCUCGCCUAUCAUCUAGUGGUAACAGUUUGGAUGAGGCUAAAGUAGUUAGUAUAGCAACAGUGGCGCCAACCCAAACCGUUCAAACUGUUACCAGCAGCACACCAUCAAUUACCACUCCGCCAAAUACUCUCUGCGUCAACAGUCUAAUGAACAACGUCCUGAACACACAAAUGACUCCGACGUUACAAAGCCAGAUUAACGAAAUUCAAAAUCAGUUAAUCCAGGCUGCAGCGUCGUCAACACCAUCGACUCCGACGUCAUUCAGUGCGCCAAGCCAACAUUGCGCUCAUCCCAGUAGUCAACCAAUGUCGAUGACCACCUCAACUAGUUUUAGUACAUCAAUUGUCACAACCUCUGCAUUGGCUUCUCCGAUGACUACUUCCAUGGUGAUAUCCCCAAGUAAAACCACCGUAACGACGCCCAGUAAAAAGAAAUCCGGUGGUGGUAAAAAGAAUGGAAAGAAACUAGCGGAAAAACCGUUGGAAUCGCCCAUCAAUACCGCUACUGUACCAACUCAAAUCGGGAACAUACAAAUAUCACAGAUCGAUGGAACAACAGUGAAUAAUAACAAAACAGCUAAAGGGAUGAUUAAUAAUCAGAUUCAGAUCACCCCAAUUUUAGACAGUAGCAAAACGAAUGCGCCGCAAUUUCAGCCGCAGGCUGCAGUGCCCAUGAAUGUGUCUUCGACAGUUCAGCUGCAACAAGCGCAGUCAACUCCUACGAUGACCAGUCAAAUUCAACAACCGCUGGUGAACCAACCGAUAAUGCACACUGCUCCAAUUCAACAUCCACCAGCAAUUUCUCAAAUUCCCAUUCAACAACAACCGCAGCAACAGCCAACGGCUCAAGGUAUUUUAUCGCAACUAACCGGAGCACUAAGCCUUUCACUAGGUGAAAACGGGCAUUUCAUUUUAAAGCACGACGUUAAUAGUCCUCAGGAUCACCAGUCACAAAUGAUUCUGCAGGCAAUUUUGUCCGGUGCACUUGGAAAUGUUAGCUUGGUGAAUGAGCCUUCCAAACCCUUACCGCCUGCUCCACUCAUUACUCAUCAGCAGCAACCAGCAAGUCCCGUAAUUCAGCAACACCCUUCCAAAACAGUGGCCACCGUUAGCGGCCAAAUCCAGCAUAGAAACGUAAUUGUUACCAGUUCUCAGCACCAGCAAACGGCAACCGGCCAUAUAAUGGCUACUUCCUUCAAUACUCAAGCGAACCCAAAUGUAACAACAACGAACAGUUCUCUGCACAUCAUGCAACAACCGGUUCCGGCAGCUCCUCAUCUAGUCCACCAGCAACAUCAAACGCUAGGACAUACGCAUGCCGUCACGGGCAUAACACAAAGUUUGAAGGAAGUUCGAAAACACGAAGUGAUUACGACGGAUUCUGCGCCUCCAGUAACAUCAGUGGUUCAGCAUCCGCCUCAAUCUCAGCAACAGACGGUUGUAAUCAAUUCGAAUGCCCCGAAAUUUGUGGAACUUCCCAAAGUUGGUCCCAAUCAGCAGCUGUUCUCUCUGAACACAUUAACUAACCAAAUUACCCAAAUGAGCCCUGGUCAAACUACAGCUGCUCUCGGGCCAAUGGAGCGUCUAUUGAUCGUACCAACGGGCAUCAAUGCCCAACAGCUGGCACAGUGCUUGUUGCAGGGUCAAAUACAUUUCAAUAAUAUUGGCCAAGUUACCCAAUCCAGCGAUCCCAAACCAACACCCCCAUCAAUCCAACCUCAACCACAGCCUCAAACUCAAGUGUCGCACAUGCAGCCACAACAACAAAACCAACAAGUUGCUGUCCAAAACAGUGCACAUUUCAAGGCGAAUAAUACAGCUGUGCCAGUGCAGACAAUGACUACACAGAAGGUAAUCAAUCCAGUGAAACCAGAAAAACCUAAACGAAGUCGGUCAAAAAAGGCAGACAAACAGCCACCGACUAAGCCGCAGAGUUUGGUAAAAGUGAAUCCGGUCGGUAGUGGGCUGCCGCAGAAUGUUAUCCUUCAGCCUGGUCAGCAUGCUCAACCAAUUUUGGCUGAAGAUGGUACUAAAAUUGGAACCAAAAUUGUUGGUACAGUGAAUCCGAACAAUUUUGUGACGAAUCCACCACCCGUUGCACAAGUUCAACCUCAGCAGCUGAUUCAUCAAAUCGGUGCCACAAAUAACUGUGGAACCAAUAUCAAUAAGGCUUCAAUCGGCAAAACUAACCUUGUGGGACCAGCUGGUCAUACUAUAAGCGGAGUAACCCAGUGCAAUAAUCUAAUUGUAAACAAUGCGACUUUAGGAACGAAUGCUCACUGCAGUAAUAACCUUAAUAGCAACAAUAGCAGUAUCAUCGUCAACAGCAGCAGCACUACUAGCAACACCAUUGGUAGUACCAACAAUAGCAGUAGUAGCAGUGUAAACGUGGGUGUUCAACCGAGUAACGUAAUCAGUGGUAGUAAUUUAGGCACCAGCAGUAAUAAAAAAGGAAAGGCUCCCAUUGCCUCUUCCAUUCCCGCUGCUCAAAUGCAGCCAGUAGCGCACCAGAUGCCUCCAUUGGUAAGUGUUAAUUCUGCAGGAGGAACCUCAAGCAGUUCCACCAACAGCAUUGGAACUCCCAGUGUCGUCCCGAGAGUUCAAACCAUCCAGCUAACACCCCAAAAGCAACAACUAUUGAAAAGUGUCCAGCAUCAAAUUCAGCAGCUUUCAGCGAAAUUGCAAAACAAAAACCUGCUAGCCACAUUAACCAUUCCGGCGGAUUUUGAUCCCUCCAAUCCAAUAUUCAACAAACCACUGCCAGUGCUUACGAACAUUCAGGCCAUGACAGAUCCGGAAAUAACGCAAGCCCUCCAACGAUUGUUUAUUGAACAGCAGAAAAUUUUGGCAACCGGAAAAAUCAUUCCAACCAUUCCAGCAGGACAUGCUCUCGCAGUAGCGGCUGCAGGUAAUGUGGCACCUCCUCUACCAGCUACGAUGUCAUCUGGAUCAACCACGUCAGCAGCAGCCAUUGUCAGCAAUGACCCGAAACCACAACAGGCAAUUGUAUCACCGAUCAGUGUUACACCAACAUCAGCUAACGCUGCUAUGUAUCAGGGCGGAGCCAAUAUGCAAACACUGCCAUCGCCAAUACAGAUCAAUUCACCACAGGUCGUCAAACAGGAUCUCAUGUUACCGGCUUCUAGUGGUUGUGCGAACUCUUCGGUAGUUACGUGUACCAGCUCGUCCAUGUCUAUCACAAUUACAAAUAGCAAUGUACAAUCUCAACAGACGAAAGUUUGCCAACCACCAAAACUGUCGGCCUCGGGAACGUCAAUCAUUCCGAUCAGCUCGGCACUACCACCUAACACAACUAUGAUGAACAGUCAAACGUCCGUUGCAGCAUCCAAUCAGUCGAUUAUCAAAAUCAACACCAAAUCACAACAACAGCAAAAUCAAAUGCAACCGCAACAAACCCAGCAUCAACUAAUCUUGAACAAUAAAAAUGUGACGCUGUCAAGCAACCCUCACACCAGUAUUCCAAUGCCUUCGCUGGUUCCCACACAGCCGCAACAUCCACGUUCUCAUUCUAUGAGCGUUACAAAAAUUGAGCUUCCCUCAACGCCCCCACCAUCAUUGCUGUCCACACAACAGCAUCGUUCAAACACGCCGAUACCACCACCACUAGUACCAUCAUCCAUGCCAGUUCCUCCUAAUCAAGGAAACAAAAACUACACCGGCCAAUCAAUAGUGAUAGUGAGCGGAUCUCAAGCGAUCCUGACUAAUGCACUUCCAUCAGCAGUGGCUGGGUGCAAGAAUACCGUAAUGUCUGUACCAUCAACUGGUGGUGUUGUCCAGGCCAAUCCAUCUCUUCACAUACAGCUGCAACAACCUUCGCAACCAAUGACAAACGUACCUCCACCGUUAAUUACGAUGGCUUCAUCAAUAGUUCCCACCUCCUGUACAAUGGUUUCAACUACGUCCUCCGCCACCAUACAUCAUUUGCCAGUGACAACCACUACGGUAACGGUGUCUACCGUUGCAUCUGCAAUUACCAGUACAUCUGCCAUUAUGAGCUCGUCAGAUAACAAUAGCGAUACUCCUGUGCCAGUUUCAUCAACCGUUGUGACACCUGUGGUAGCCACUGCGCCAACCAUUGUUACUACCACCAUACCAGGCUGCCCUAAGCCAGUCGUUGUGCCGCGAUCAAGUUUAUUCGAACGACAAAUUUCGGUAGAUCAGGAUGCCUGCACUCGGCCGGACACCUGCACUCCGUUUACCAACAAACAGGAUGCGGUGAAACGGUUAAUCCGCUACCAUUGUAUGUUCGAAGAGCGGUGCGAAGCGAACGAAGUAGAGGAGGAUGCUUUCGAAGCAGCGGCGCUCGAAUUUCCCACCGUUUACCGGAACAUGAUGAACAAAUAUCAGUGGCUUCUGAUGCAGGAAUCGAUGCGCCACGUACGUACAACGGAAUUGAUGAUGGUAGACCGCAUGCUCAUCUCGGACGUCAAAGAAGAAAUUCUUCAGAUGCAGCUGAAUAUUAACGACCUUCUGAAUCCAACAAUACCUGAAUUACCACUAAACUUAGACUCUCAGCCACCGGACUUAUGGUACCAACAACAAAUGAAUGCAACUGAAGAGGAAAGUAAGGUCAAAAAGGAAGAACUUCCUUUUGCAAAUUCCCUCAUGGCUUCCGCUUCACAUACCGAACCGGUAGUUUGUUCAGCGGUUAUAAAAGAGGAAAACAUAAAAAUAGAAGGCAAUGCCACAGAGGAUCUGGUAGCCUAUCGUCAUCAUCCGCAGCUGAGCACGUCUCCUUUAAAGUCCAGCACGGUGCGGCCUUCAUCGGAUGUGCUGAAGAAAGAGUUCGAUAGUUUUGAUGACAUCGAAAGUGAGAUCACGCCCAGUUUUAUUAUGAAAAAAUGUGACAGUGUAAAAGCGCCUCAACCACAAGCUCACCCACCCCCGCCUUCGCUAAGCUAUUUCAAUCACGUCGGCGAAGAUCAAUGUUCUGCAAGCGGAACUAGUGGAGCAAAAAUCACGGAAGUAACUAAGCCUACCGAACCCUAUGAUGAGUGGUUAUGCAUCCAAAAAGAACUAAACUAUCUUACUGAUGAGCGCAGGGGUGGAAAUGUAUCUAAAAACGUCAAGAGUCCAGAAGAGGAGAUUAUAGAAAAGCAACUUGAUGAUCUCUUCAAUCCCACCAGCGAAGAAAAAGAAAGUGACGGUGUUAGUCGAACUCAAGUGGACUCUCCAUUGGCGGAUUUUUUCAAUUCCCAGCAGCAAGACUCCGGUGUAGGUGGAAGUGCUGGUGGUUCCAGUGGUGUACCUUCCGACAAAUCGGUUGAAAAUCGAUUGGAAGCAUUGUUUGGUGGGACUCCGCUGCAUAAUAGGAGUUCGGAAGAUAAUUCGCCAGAAGCGGUUGUAGAGAAACAGGUUGACUUAAUUGAAACACGGUUGGAAGCGUUAUUUCAAGGUGGCGAAAGCGCACUGGAUAAUGCGAGCUUUCUCCAUAAAACAAACAAUUUCGAAAUGAUGCAGGUGCAGCUUAGCCAGAAGCGUCAUUGGACUACAUCGAAUGACUGUGAUUGGGACGAUGGAGAAAACUCUGGGAAACGGCAGUGCUUGCCUGGAAAUAAUAGAUCGCAAGAUAAUGACCAUCGUUGGCUAUUAGACUGUGCACAAACUCAAAGUCAACAUCUUCCGGACCAUGUAACGGGGGGCAUGAGAUCUCAGCAGAGUAAUACGAUAUCCGCAGGACUGGACGGACCACACGACGGUUCCGGCAAACAUCACCUCCAGGCUUCAUCAUCUCAAGCGGCAUCAAAUGAACUACAGCAUCAAUUGAACCACAUUAAUUUCGAUGCUAGUGGUCACCCGACUUUGAACUUCGAGGAGGACAUCAGUCGGCAGGUGCAAAACGCUAUCGAUUCCAUCCUAAAUCUGCAGAGCAACGAAACUGAAGCUGCUUUACACUUUCCACUUGAUCAAUCAUUUUUGGUGGACAGUCCACAAUCAGCGGCUAUGCAGCGACCUCCGUCAUCAAACAAGCGGAGAUAUCAUUUGAUUAACCGCCUCGAUGACAUAAGUGAUUGUAUUAGCUCGGCUAUUGAGGACGGGCCAGAGAAUAAUGCUACUGGGCAUCAUUCCCAUCACAAUAACCACCAUCUAAACCACGUGCAAGUACAUCAUGCGCAAACUCAUCUACAUCAUCACCAGACAACUCUUUCCUACCACCAUCACAGUCAAGCUAGCACGGUAGGAGCAGGUGCCGGGUCAGCAACGAUAGACAGUAGUGGUAACAGUAGCGCUGGUGAUCAACCGGUAAAAACUAUCAUCAAAUCCUGACAACUUUCGUCUGUUGUAGCUACAAGUCAAUCGUUGCUGCCGGGGCACGGAGUAAUGGUAGUUAAUACUCCGAACGAGGCAACGGCAACCACAGCAGCAGUGUAGGCGGAUGGCAGGCUGUGAAAGUUAUUGCGGGGAACUGGAAGAAAACUAGGAGGUUAGUUUAAACGGAUAGAUCAGUUUGCGGCGGGCCUGUAAAUUCUUCUGUAUUGCCAACCUAAUCCAUUGUGGGUCUUAGAAUGUUUUUUUUUAGUUUUAUGACAGUUUCCGAUAGUACGAGAUUGAUACUGCGGAACGAAUUGGUAUUAAAAUUCAGUUUUACAAUUUUGUUAAAUAAAUAUUUGUUAUAUGUGAACUAGGAUAUAUUCCAAGAAUAGAAAUAGUGCUAUUUUAUAAUCAGUUUGUUUAAUUAAUCUUUUUAUAUUGACGAAGUAGAAAGUUAUGGACUUUAAUCUACGAAUAAAAAUAUUAUUUAAACCUCAUUUUGCAUCACUGGCACAUCGGCUCACCAACGAAAAAUUAAUGAAAAGUGGAAUUCAAAUGGAUAAAAAGUAUUUACCGUAUACCGUAUAGGUGCAUAAUGCUGAAUACACUCUGAACUGAAUCCAGAAAGGCUGAUGUCUCCUAUAUUCUAGCAUAUAUUAUGAAACGAUAUUUUUUUCCAUCUUGCAAAUGUUACACAGUUCUUUGCUUUGCAUUUUAUUUUCCCGCACAGUUGUGAUUUGAAUUAUUUGAUGUUAAAUUGAAAAAAUUUGAUAAGAAUAAGCCGUUUUUCAACCGAUCAAAAACACACCGGGUCAAGAUGGGCACCAUGUCCUAAUUCCUGAAAAAGUUUUACUAAAAGCUUUUUACUAAAUGGAGGUUGCAAGUGCUUCGUUUUGGUUAACAACACUGUUUUUUAACAGUUCGAAAAAUAAACUAACAGCCACUUUGAAGCCUCGAGCUGGAACGGUUAAAAGUUGCUCCUACCGUUAGCGAAAUCUACCGAACCGUUCCUUCUUCCUUGGAAAGCACAGCAUUUUUGUUAAAUAGCUAGAGAAUGUUCUUUUUUGUUACUUGAAAAACCAAACUGUGAAGCGGAGGUCACUCUGUGGAAGCAUUUUUUUAACUUGAAGGGUAUGAUGGAUCAAGUCUUCCUCUUGUUUUCGGCUGAAUACGAACUUAACCCUCUAACGGGCAACACCGUAAAAAUGAUGCGAUCAAGCUAAUGACUAUUUUAUCAUGAAAGUACACAUAAAAAAACCUUAAGUUCUGAUUUUCAUGCAAAAAUAAUUAUCUUGAGCAGUGCCAGGCAAGAAAAAGUCCAAUUUCUCUUUUUCUUUUUUCAUGUCUAACGCUCUGCCCAGAUAUUUUUUCAAUUCAGAUAUAUUACAAAAUUAAAACAAUGCAUGAAAUUUACUCAUAGAAAUUUCUUUUAGGUCAAUCAUUUUGUUCUAGAUGUCCUUUUCCUUCAAAAGUAAAAAAGGGAAUAUUCGCGCAUUAAUUAUUUUUGGAAUUUUUCGGAAUUUUUGUUUUUGAAAAAUGAUAACUUUUGAAUGCAUGGUCAGAAUGUUAUGAUAUUAGUAUUAAAAUGUCAAGAAAUCUGUUCUGAAUACAUUUUGCAUAUUGCCAAUUAAAAACAAAUUUCGUAUUCGGCUCUGGAGCUCAAAAAGCGAAGGCCGUCUACAGACGGUCUUACCCGUUAGAGGGUAAAAUAACCCGAUUACCAACGCACUAUUGGCAAAAACGAGUGAAAAAACAGACGGAAUUAAGGUAAGGUCUGCAGGCUGAUAAAAUAUAGGUGAUCCUAUGUAAAAUUUUCCGGAGAAUCUCGUGGUGCCCACCCCUUUCCUGUUUGCCAUCGGGAAGUGCCCCAUUUUGCUCAUUUUCCCCUAUUUUUAACAUUCUUUUACACUAAUUGAGCUAUACCUAGCAAGUUUUUGAGAAAACAGAACUUAAAAACUUGAUAUUUUUGUGUAAAAAAGUCCGCAGUAUCGAAUAGGGCUUAUCCUAUUAAGUUUGGUGCACAAUAAUUUUUUUGGUAGAACGCGCGUUACCAAGCCGACCGUAUCAAACGGGAACCCAACUAAUAAAAUUUAGGUGCUCUAAACUAACUGAGGUAAACCCUAUUCGAUUCUGCAGACUUUUUUAAACAAAAAUUUCAGGUUUUUAAGUUUUAUUUUCUCGAAGUCUAGCUUGUUAUAGUCCAAUAAGUGUGAAAAAAUGUCAAAAAUAUGGGAAAAUGAGCAAAAUGGGGCACUUCCCGAUGGCAAACAGGAAAGGGGUGGGCACCACGAGAUUCUCCGGAAAAAUUUACAUAGGAUCACCUAUAUUUUAUCAGCCUGCGGGCCGUACCUUAAUUGCGUCUGUUUUUUCGCUCGUUUUUGCCCAUAGUGCAGAGCAACACUUCUAGAAUUUACUUGAGGAGUCUUUAGCAUCCUGUAGUUUAGUGGUGUGCUUCUUCUAAAGUAAUAUCAUUCCUCAUUCACCGCAGGAAUGGUAGCUCGAGCAUCCGUGGUAUUUCAUCGUUUCUGUUCAGAUGUGUAUAAUAAUAGUGACACAAAAUGAAAACAACUUUGGCGGUUGCUUAAUUUUUAACAAGUUAUGUGACAUAAUAUGUCGCAAAAUUGAGGAAAAUGGUGCUCAUAUCACCCCGGAAAGUGCAUGUUUUUGAAUUGCAAAAACAACUGAAAUUUAUAAUAUUUAAUAACCUUAUUUCCUGGCCGUAAAAUGUUGCAGAAAAUAAAGGCUGCCAGGCCGACACUUUAAUAGAUUUUUUCUAACGAACGUGUUUUGUAUUCAACACUAAAAUAUUACCUAAUUGUACAAUUUAACAAGUUGUACGAGUUUAAUAAUGCAAGACGGCUUCACAGGUGAGAAAUGCAAUAAAUGCUGUCUCUGAAUAAAUAGUAAUUCUGCAGAAAAAAGUGAUGUGCGAAAUACAGAAAACAUCAUAAUUAAUCAGCAUACUGAUCGUAAUGAUGAUCUUCCAUCAAAAAUCCUCUUGAAGAGAUUGAAAGAAUCAUUUUUUUUAGAGAUUGCUCUUCGGGAAACUGUUUCUUUCUGCAGAACGGGUGUUUAAAUUAAGGCCAAUCAUCCACUUGGUCUGACUGAGAGUUGUCAUCUUUUUGUGACAGACGGAAUAUUCGUCAGAUAAUAUUAUGCAACGAAUGAGAUGGUAGUUUGCUAUGGCCUCUUAAGAGUCCCUAAGAUUUUAAGCUCCCAUGUUGAUUGACCGUUAAAAAUACUGAAAUCAAUCAAAAGUUUUGUCAGCAUCUCUGUAAAAAGCGAACUAUAUUUGUUGUACGAAGAUGCUUUGCUUACGUGAGUAAACAGUGCCCUUAAGUUUACGCGCCUUGUUCACAAUUUCAAAUGAUCACAAUUUUAUGGCUCUUGGAAUGCUUAUAACAGUUAAUACAAAUACAUUUCAUUUGGUAAGCCUGCAAACUGAUGCUAAGAUAAUCCUUUAAAACCGGCAACAACUUACGUGAAACAGAACCAACAGUUGGAAGGUGUUCUCAUGAAAAUGAACGACUGUAAUUAUAAUAAUUAGCAUAUAAGACUACCGAUCUAAAUCAAUGAAAAAUCACGAAUGUCGCAUCCCGUCGAAGCUGACUUGCCUUGUACAUUAAAUACCGUGGUUUGGCCAUUUUUCGUAAGCGGUCAGAUAGGCCACUCACACAAGAGCAGCUCGAAUUGAGGAUAUGACAACGCGCGGUAAAAUAACGAUCACAACACUACACACGGAUUAGAACUUUUUCAACAAAGUGUGAAAAACUCAAUCAAAGCGGGCAGCAUAGAGUUACAAAAACCUAUAUAAAAUGUAAAUUUUAAUAACUUUUAGCUUUUAAGAGUGAUGCGUUAGUAGUAGUGAUAGAUGAGAACGUCACGUUUUAAAUCUUUCAGUUGAAGAUUUUAAGGCAAGCGCACUGAUGGUAGCAAAACUAAAAAUAAACUAAAGAGUGAAAAUAAGACAUGAUAAUACGGUUACGAAUUCGUCAUGGGCGUUGUCAAUGCCUUGCAGGAUUCAGCGUAAUGCAACAAACUUUGAGUUUAUAAAGACUUUUUGCUUUAUCUUUCUAGAACAAAGCGAAAAAAACACAGUGACAACAAACUAAUGUAAUUUGUAGAGAUUCUAUAAGAGUGAAAUCGAUAUUAUAUAAGUAGGUAAUUUAGUUUUUUCUGUAUUAUUUUAAAUGCUGAAUUUAUUUAAUAUUUAUAUAAAACCACUCCGGAAAGCAAACAAAUUUACAUUACAAAACACACGGAGUUUGAGAAUGGUUGAUUAUGUUUGCCGUCUGUUUUCUGCAUAACCAACCAAAUUUAAACGCACUCCAAGAGUUGCCGUUCAAUCUAUAAAUAUAAGAGUUUGCUUGCAAACAGGAAGUGUACAUAGAAUUGAAAGUUUAACUAGUAAAAUUGAUUAAUCUACAUUAUCAGUGCUCGUCCGUUGGAUGUACGACCUAUGUUCCGGGAGCAUCUUCUGUGCGGAUUGGUUCGUAUUAUUAUUAUUAUUAUUACUAUUAUUAAUAUUAUUAUUAUAUUAUUUUCGUCCAAAUUAGAGUAUAUUGAGGUGAACUAAACGAUCAAGUAAGAUUUGAAGGGCGACAGAGCACAGCUUCAGAAAACCAUUGAUCAAUGUAUAAAGAGAACUGUUUAACGAAAAUUGAAAAUAACUAUAAAAUAAUAAUA